AUGAUCCCUUACGACCCCGGGAAAGAUGAAUUGAAUAGGGGAAAAUCAACAAAUUCAAAUUGGUGGCAUAAGUGCGUUCGAUUUAUAAAGAGCAUCAACGACUUCGAGGAGCAACCAGAGGAGCACUCGCGAGUGGGUUCAAAGAACGAUCACGUGUUAACGUACGACCCGUCCGUUUCGGAACAUUUCCACGCGCUCAAAAUCCUUGGUCGGACGAUUACUUUCGUCAAGAAUGUGAGUUUGCUCUUAGCGGUGGUCGUUCUGGCGACGCUGGCGGUGACGCGGACGAACAUCGUGAUCGUGACGGAAACGGAACCUUCGUUUGAAAGAUACGAGUACUUGAGAUCAAAUUCUGAACGGUAUUUACAACUUACGUGCGCGACACAAAACGACACUUUGACGUUGGGGAGUUUCACGGAGGGGAUUUUUGAACAGAGCGACGCGUGCGAGUGGCUAUACGCCAACGCGGCGAAGACGUACCAAUCUGCGAGAGACGUUGGAUUCUUAACGGUGAACGCUCGCGAUGGUUUUUUGGUCCGGAAAGGGAAGUGGCGGGACGUGAACGCGUGCGCGAUGAUUGGACAGGGAGAGGCGUGCGAAGCCGCGGUUGAAAUGUGUGCGGUCGGGAAGCGAUUGCUGACGAAUACGAUGACGGAUUUCCACGCCAGUUUGUUCCCGCUCAAUCGCCUGGCGGAGGAGGAGUUUUUGAAUUCCGUAAUCAAAGCGCAGCUGAACGCGAGCGUGACGGCAAAUUUGGCGAGCAUUCGAGCCCCGACGCAGAUGUUGAAUUUGUGGGCGAACAAUAACAUCCCGAGAUUAGGCGCGUUUAUGCAGAUGCAUAAAAACGCGAUUCAAGCGAUGCGAGUGAAGUCAGGGCAAGACGCGCCGCUGACGAGCGUGUUUGAGAAAGAGUGCGCAAGAGUGACGUCGACGAGCGAUCCUUGCGUGGCUGCGGAUUUAGGCAACGGCGUGUGCGAUAAGAAGUGCAACAUGGCGGAAUGUUUAUUCGAUGGUGGCGAUUGUUUCAUCGCGGACGAAAGCAUUUGGCCGACGAAACAAACGUUCACGACGGACGCGAAUACCGAUCCGAUUGAGGAGAAAGAGUCAUACAUGUCCUACAGCGCGUUUGCGGCGAAAGUGAGCAGUUUAAACGAAAAGUACGACGAGUCAACCGUCAACGCGGCGUUUAAUCCUUCGAACGCGGACGGGUGGGACGUUCGUUACGUGCCGGUAAUUUCCGCUCCUGCGAAUUUACACGCAAGCUUCGAUACCGCUUCGGUGUUUUCGGUUCUAGGAUCCGAAUCGCGCCGAUUCAAUUAUUGCGGUAACCCGGCGGAGUGGUCGAACGUGAAAGUUGUCGAACGAGACCCUUCGCGCCAAAUGAGCCAAGCGCAAUUUGCGGUCGCGUUUGCCGCCGUCGAACAGUAUUUCAACUUUCCGCACGUUGUCGCCAACGCGAGCGUGACUAAACCGGAGAGAAGCGGGGAGUGGAAAUUGCCGCUCUUGUUGAACUAUUUAGCCGCGUGUGACUUGGAAAUUCGGACCAUGAGUCUUAAAAUGUUCACUUCGUUAAACUCAACGGAGACGAAAAUCUGGUCGCAAUGGAUCGAACAAGUCGGCACAGCGCUCGAACGCGCGUGCGGCGACGUCAACGAACACUGGCGCAAAACCGAAAAGCUUACAGAACUGUGCGAGGAUUUGUCCUUUUGGAAAUUUUCUUCCUCUUUGAGCAUAAAUACCUUCAUCAUGUAUUACUUCUUCGAGGUUUCGUAUUUCGCCGAGUCGGCGAUUGAGAACUCGGGCUCGUUGUACAUGAUGGGCCUGGAUCUUGGAUUGAAAAAGAACGAGACGCACGGAUGGGCGGUGUAUCCCAUAACAUCGUACGAGAAAUACUUUGAGUACGCGAACGUGUUGUCGUGCACGUAUUCGGAAGACCAAAAACCAAGUCUCGGAAUGUUUAUAACGGUUCUUUUAGGUCUGUACGGUGGAAUCAGCGUAUUCGCGCAAAGCGUAGGCGUUGCCACGUACAACGCGAUGCGUGUAUUAAUCUUAAGAAAGAGCAACCGUCAUCAUCAUCAAAGUGGUACCUUAUUACCUCCAGUCAAGUAG
Messenger RNA from Bathycoccus prasinos, 2109 nucleotides. RefSeq lists its product with no specific name. The record is from RefSeq and is a predicted model, not a curated record. The transcript has a single exon. The coding region runs from base 1 to 2109 and encodes 702 amino acids. NCBI's taxonomy places the organism in Eukaryota, Viridiplantae, Chlorophyta, Mamiellophyceae, Mamiellales, Bathycoccaceae.